CAGUAUGAAGUGUGUAAAAAUGGCAGUAGCAGCGGUUGAAUUAGUGCAAAUAAAAUAUAAACAUUUCUAGUGUGUCAGUUCACAAUGGUGUGUGUCUGAGAGAGCCUUGAUACAGUUUUGUAUGUGUUCUGCAAAUGUUUUUUUAUUAUUAUUUUUGUGAUUAAUUCAAACUGAUGAAUAGAUAAUCUAACCAUAGUUUUGGAAGAUAACUUGCUUUAAUUUCUCGCAGGAACAGAGUACCACCUCUCGGGGCGAAAAAGAAAGCUUGUGAAAAAUGUGAAUCCAUGGGAGAGCUGUGGAAAAAGCUCCAUGAUGGUGGAGAGAUAGACCUGUGGAGGAGAGCUUACACAGGAAAUCAUAUUGCUUUAUAUAAAUCCAUAUAUCCAGGAACUCACACUGGCUGAACAUUCGAAAGUUAACUAUUGUUCCGUUCCGCUUUAGAGACUUGCUGAGAAACGUCUGGUUGAGAAAUGUGGGCUCAGGUCUGUUGUGGUGAUGGAUGGGAACAGGGAUUGUUUACAGAUUACAGAUCUUCUAGAGAAGAUAAAGGACAUGGUGGCCAGGGGUCAGCAUGUUAAAACUGACAAAAGGAAACAAAAGAGGGAAGCAGAGGAAGAGAGCAUAAUGGAGACUACAAUGAAGCUCUGCAAACAGAGAGUGGAUAUUAUAAAGCACACCUGUGACAUACAUCAUCUCACAGAAGUGAGGAUUCUGUUGCUGGGCUGCAGGAAUUCUGGGAAAAGUUCAUCAGGAAACACCAUCCUUGGCCAAGCAGUGUUUGACAGAGCUGUGCAGUGUGUGAAGAGACAGAGAGAAAUAGCAGGGAGGAAGAUCACUGUAGCUGAAGCUCCAGGAUGGUGCAGUGAUAGACCUGUAGAAGAGAGCACUGAAUUACUUAAACAGGAGAUUGUCCUCAGUGCAUCUCAGUGUCUUCCAGGUCCACAUGUUGUGCUGGUGGUGGUAAAUGGGGACAGGACUUUCACAGAGAAAGACCGGGAAAUAUUAGCAGGAUAUCUGAUGCUUCUCUGUGACAACAUCUGGAGUCACACCAUAGUUCUCUUCACAUUUGGAGACUCUCUGGGAGACACAAGCAUAGAGAGACACAUUGAGAGUGAAGGAAAGGCUCUCCAGUGGCUGGUAGAGAAAUGCGGAAACAGAUAUCAUGUUUUUAAUAACAAAAUGAAAUAUAAUAACUCUCAGGUUAUGGAGCUACUGAAGAAGAUAGAGACAAUGGUAGCAGAGAACAGAGGGUGCCAUUUAGAAAUGGAUAACAAGAUAUUACAAGAUGUGGAAAAGAGGAGGAGACAAGAGAAAAAGGAAUUAAAUCAGAGAAGAAUGAAAAUGAUGAAAGGUGUUAAAUAUUUCUUGGAUGUUUACAGGUAUUUGUUCAGUUCUCCCCGGGGUUUCAGGUUCAUUCCUGUGUUGGCGUUAUUGCCUGUAUGGAUUAUCAUACACUCUCUCGAUUUUUGCGUUGGUUUCCUUCGGGUUGUCCAGUUUUCUUCAACCUCCAUAAAACAUACUGGUGACAUACCCAAUCUUCCAGAAGUGAGGAUUGUGCUGCUGGGUAGCAGGAAUUCUGGGAAAAGUUCAUCAGGUAACACCAUCCUGGGCCAAGAAAUGUUUGACUUUAACAGAGCUGUGCAGUGUGUGAAGAGACAUGGAGAAGUAGCAGGGAGGACGAUCACUGUAGUUGAAGCUCCUGGAUGGUGCAGUGAUAGACCUGUAGAAGAGAGCACCAAGUUACUUAAACAGGAGAUUGUCCUCAGUGUGUCUCAGUGUCCUCCAGGUCCACAUGUUGUACUGGUGGUGGUGAAUGGGGACAGGACUUUCACAGAGAAAGACCGAGAAAUUUUUGUGGGAUAUCAGAAUCUUCUCAGUGAUAAAGUCUGGAGUCACACCAUUGUUCUCUUCACCUUUGGAGACUCUCUCAGAGACACAACCAUUGAGAGACACAUUGGGAGUGAAGGAAAGGCUCUCCAGUGGCUGGUAGAGAAAUGCAGUAACAGAUAUCAUGUUUUUAACAAUAAAAAUAAACAUAAAACUCAGAUCACAGAGCUGCUGGAGAAGGUAGAGAAGAUAGUGGCAGGGAACAGAGGGUGCCAUUUGGAAAUGGACACAAAGACAUUACAAGAUGUGGAAGAAAGAAGAAGACAAGAUGAAGAGAGAUCAGUGCAGAGGAGAAUGAAGGUGUCAAAUCAGAGAGAAGACAUAAGGAAACACACAUGUAAGUAUUUUGUGAUUACAACCAGUAUAAGGAUUGUGCUGCUGGGCAGCAGGAAUUCUGGGAAAAGUUCAUCAGGAAACACCAUCCUGGGCAUUGAGGAGUUUGAUAUUAACAGAGCUGUGCAGUGUGUGAAGAGACAUGGAGAAGUAGCAGGGAGGACGAUCACUGUAGUUGAAGCUCCAGGAUGGUGCAGUGAUAGACCUGUAGAAGAGAGCACCAAGUUACUUAAACAGGAGAUUGUCCUCAGUGUGUCUCAGUGUCCUCCAGGUCCACAUGUUGUACUGGUGGUGGUAAAUGGAGACAGGACUUUCACAAAUAAAGACAGACAAAUAUUUGUGGGCUAUCUCAGUCUUCUUGGUGACAAGGUCUGGAGUCAUACCAUAGUUCUGUUCACCUUUGGAGACUCUCUGGGAGACACAAGCAUUGAGAGACACAUUGAGAGUGAAGGACAGGCUCUCCAGUGGCUGGUAGAGAAAUGUGGAAACAGCUAUCAUGUUUUUAACAAUAUGACGAUGGAUGACUCUCAGGUCACAGAGCUGCUGGAGAAGAUAGAGGAGAUGGUGGCAGGAAACAGAGGCUGCUAUUUGGAAAUGGACACAAAGAUAUUACCAAAACUGAAAGAGACAAAGAGAACAGAGGAAGAGAGCUCAAAUAAGAGGAUGACAAAGGGUUUAAUGUUUGAACAUGAGUUCCAGUUACCAAUUCAAAGUUUCACAGGUAUUCCCCCUGGCCGCAUGAGUAUUGACUGGGUUCCCUGGGUUCUUUACCCCCACUUCCAAAAAAAUGCCGGUGAAAUGCAUCAUCUGUCAGAAGUGAGGAUUGUGCUGUUGGGCUGUAGGACUGCAGGGAAAAGUUCAUCGGGAAACACCAUCCUGGGUAAACAGGAGUUUGACGUACAGGAAAGUGCACAGUGUGUGAAGAGACAUGGAGAAGUAGCAAAGAGGAUGAUCACUGUUGUUGAAGCUCCAGGAUGGUGCCGCGAUAAACCUGUAGAGGAGAGCACUGACUCACUUAAACAUGAGAUUGGCCUUAGUACAUCUCGGUGUCCUCCAGGUCCACAUGCUGUACUGGUGGUGGUAAAUGGGGACAGGUCUUUCACAGAGAAAGACCGAGGAAUAUUUGUGGGAUAUCUCAGUCUUCUCAGUGACAAAGUCUGGAGUCACACCAUAGUUCUAUUCACCUUUGGGGACUCUUUGGGAGACACAACCAUAGAGCAACACAUUGAAAGUGAAGGACAGGCUCUCCAAUGGCUUGUAGAGAAAUGUGGAAACAGAUAUCAUGUUUUUAAUAACAAUAAGAUGGAUGAUGGCUCUCAGGUCAAGAAACUCCUGGAGAAAAUAGAGACAAUGGUGGCAGGAAACAGAGGCUGCCAUUUGGAAAUGGGCAUAAAGCCAUUACAAGAAGUAGAUGCCAAGAUUGCAGAGGACAAGAGAUUACAUCACAUGCUGAAGGGUUCCUGGUUCCAUCACGAGCUCCAGUUAACAAUGCAGAGUUUUACACGUAUUCCCCUUGACCGCAUGGGUAUUGCCUGGGUUCCCUGGGUUAUUCAACCCCCCUUUCAAAAAGAUACUGGUGACAUAUACUAUCUCUCAGAAGUGAGGAUUGUGCUGCUUGGCAGCAGGAAUUCUGGGAAAAGUUCAUCAGGCAACACCAUCCUGGCACAAGAAAUGUUUGACUUUAACAGAGCUGUGCAGUGUGUGAAGAGACAUGGAGAAGUAACAGGGAGGAAGAUCACUGUAGUUGAAGCUCCAGGAUGGUGCAGUGAUAGACCUGUAGAAGAGAGCACCAAGUUACUUAAACAGGAGAUUGUCCUCAGUGUGUCUCAGUGUCCUCCAGGUCCACAUGCUGUACUGGUGGUGGUUAAUGGGGAAAAAUCUUUCUCAAAGAAAGACCAAGAAAUAUUGGUGGGAUAUCAGAAUCUUCUCAGUGAUAAAGUCUGGAGUCACACCAUAGUUCUAUUCACCUUUGGAGACUCUCUGGGAGACACAAGCAUAGAGCAACACAUUGAGAGUGAAGGACAGGAUCUCCAGUGGCUUGUAGAGAAAUGCGGAAACAGAUAUCAUGUUUUUAACAAUAAACUGAGACACAGUAACACUCAGGUUAUGGAGCUACUGAUGAAGAUUGAGAAGAUGGUAGCAGUAAACAGAGGGUGCCAUUUAGAAAUGGAUAACAAGAUGUUACAAGAUGUGGAAAAGAGGAAGAGACAAGAGGAAGAGAAAUUAUUUGAGAGGAUGAUGAAGGUUUUCUGGUUCCAGUAUGAGCUUGAGUUACAAAUGCAACAAAUAAGUUUCACAACUAUUCCACAUGUCCGCUUGAGUAAUCCCUGGAUUCCUUGGGGUUUUCACCCCCCCUUCCAAAAACAUCCAGGUUCAGAGGCAGCAACACACAAAAUGAAUCUAACAGGUGUUGACUUUGUGAAUGAACACAGAGAAACACUCAUUCAGAAAGUGUCUUCGGUAAUGGAGAUUGCAGACUGUCUAAAAGGCAAGGAUAUGAUUAGCGAUGAAAUGUACAGUAAGAUUCAGGAAGAGGCAACGCCACAAGCUAAAAUGAGAGAACUUUACAAACAUCUCAACUCAGGAGGAAGAAAAGUGAAAGCUGAGUUCUAUCAAAUUCUUAAAAAGAAGCUGCGCUACUUAGUCGAGGAAUUGGAGUCUGGAUCAGUUCAGGCUUAGUGGAUUUUUAAAUCAAACACUUUAAACAAACAUGAGUUUUCUCUUCAUAUAGCUGAAAUAUAGAAAUGUUUCAUAAUAAUAUUGUUUUUCAUUUGUGUUAUGGUGAGUGUUCCAGUUGUAUUUCAUACUGUAUUUUCAAAUAAUUUCCUCAAAAAAUAGCUUACUCAAGAUUCAGGAAACACAAUCACAAUAAACAGUAUUUGAUUGUUCACCAGAUCAAAAGAGAAAAAAAAUCUUAAUAGUACUGUUAAACAUGCAAAAUAUAUUAGUUUUAGUUUAUAAAAAUUCAUGCAGCUAAUACCUACACACUUGUAAAAGAAAAUUUCUUUCUGGUUGUGUGGACAUGAUUGUGGAAUUUAGAGUCUUGCCUGUCUGGCUUUUAUACAGGGAACAGCAGAGGAAACACUUUGAGGGCGGGUAAGCUCAGGCCCCUUGCUAACAGGCAGCAUAGAUGAUGUAAUUUCAAUACCCCAUGGCACUGUGAACUCAUGAGCAUCAAGUGUUUAUCAUUGAAAAGUGGUGCAUCCAUAACUGCUUUUCAGCACCUUUUCUGUGCAGGAAGUGGUAUCUUAUACAAGACUCUUUAUCUCAGACCCUGUUGUUAUGAACACUUCAGCCCACCUGAGAAUCAUGUUACCAUCAGGAAUGUGUCUGUGACACCCCACAUUGAAUUGUUGAAGAAGGCACGAGUCCACGAUGCCGUGGCUACUGGCUAUUGAAACUGCAUCAUUUACUAUGCCUUUUAUCAAGGGGUGGAGCUUGGAGCAUUGUUUCCUCAUCUGCAACCUGAGUUUAUACAUCAGUAACAUAUCAACUCAACCAGGUUCAUGAGACUUUAUUUGAAAGGUACAAUAUAAAUGCAUAAACACAUUGAAUGCAUUUUUCAUUUUCACUGUGAAAGUCUAUGACUAUUAUUUUGUUUAGAGAUUGGGUUUAUGUCUGUCUUUUUAUAAGAGGUUUUUAAUAUUCCGUUUUGUUAAAAUAAAACUUUGUUUACAGUACUGUACACUUUGUGGUGAACAGUUGUGAAUGUACAAGAAUAACAUUGUGUGAUUGAUUUGUUUUCUGAAUUUACCCCACUGAUCCUCCAACCUUAUUUAUGCAGAACCGUUUAUUGGUGAUUCAUACAUCCAUUUGGGAUCACAGUCAGGACCAAAAUCCAGGCUGGAAAAAUGCCCCAGAACCUUAUGUAGUCCUAUAGACUAAGGACGACUGUUUAGAAUCUAAGAGUGUUCCUUCCUGUCCUUCAUCGUUUUUUGUUUGUUUGUUUUUCUUUGCUGAUGUAGUGAAUUGAUUGGCCUUCUCUGAACAAAAAGAUAAUUUUGUUAAACAUACAUUCCUCUUCUUGCUCAAUUACUUUUUUAAAAAGUUAUCCCCAAGGCAUGUAGUUACGUCUAGCAGAGUAACCACCUGGUGUAGUUCAGCAUGUUAACUAUGGACUAACUAUGAGAGUUAUCUACCAGAAAGCCUUUAGUUCAUUUAAAUGAACAAAAACUGUCCAAGCUUUCUGACACAGCAAUUUUUCCAUCUUCCAUUUUCCCAUCAUCAGAUUGUGAUUUAAAUGUCAAAUAGUCAGAAUGUAGGUAAGAAGCCGCUGAAGUUUGAUAUGUUUAAACUUACCAUAGAUAUCGUUUUUACUGCCUUGUCUCUGAUCUCAGAUUGCAAAGUGGGGAAUAAAAGUUCCACAGGCAAAGAUAAAGCAUUGCAUUUGGCAAGUUGUCUCUGUUACUGAUAGUUCUUGUUUACAACCCAGUCUUGUUUAUAAUGGGAAGCUGUGACAUUUACAUUUAAAUUUAUUUGGCAGACACCCUUAAUUAGAGCAAAUUACAGUAAUGCUUUGAAGUGUCCAUCUAGGAAUACAUCAAAUACUGGUUCAUUAAGUCACUGACUAAGAAUGUUAUCAGACUAAAAAUCUCUGUCUCUUGUUAGAGUGACUCAGGGUUUAGAUUCCUGAUUCCGCAAAACAGGGACAUCUCAGGCCCUGUGAAAAUUGUGGUGCGGUCACGGCUACCAUUUGAGAGGGAGAGUAGGAUUUUGGGGAAUGACUUGGCUGGUGGGAAGGUUUUUCAUUAUAUGCAUGUGUCUGCUGAGUCUGAUACUUGUGUCCAGACUGAUUUAAAUAGUUUCCCUCUGUUUUUUCAGCAUGUGUCAUAACUCAUGUUUAAAACUAAAAAAAUGUAGUUGAAAUUUUAGGUACGCUCUUAACUUGUCCAUAAAAAAGUAGUUGAGGGUAUAUUGUUUAUUUCACCACAGCAUUUGAUAAAUUUUGAGACUUCCGGUUCUAACCAGAGCCGGAAGCCAUCUACCUCUACAUCUACCUCAGCCAUUAAGAGAAAACUGAGAGCAGUUCGCUGCUGCCUGAAGAGCCGAUACAAUUUGGUGAGAUGUAUUGACACUGUGGUAGAUAUAGAUAAGUCACAACUAUCAGAAGGUAGACUCGGGAUUUUUGGGAUGCUCUCAUAUCUGUCGUAUUGGACUACUUUCUGGAAUGUGCCUAUUUUUAUGUGUGUUCUGGUCACUUUGGGGUAACUAAAACUUAUUGGCACAUCAUUAGACACUUCUUUUGGCAUGGGUUGAAGUGUUAUGACUGUUGUUUGGCUGGAAAGCCUAAUAAGAUGGUACAGCAAGCUCCUCUUUGGUCUAUUCCAAUCACAGCAGAACCAUUUGAGAGGUUUAUCACUGACAUUGCCUGAAUUCAAGUCCAGUAAUCAGUACAUUUUAACUAUUAUGUGUACCUGUUACCCUGAUGCCAUACCCCUGCUUUCUAUCAAAACCAAAGCAGUACUGAAAGCUUAUCAAGUGUUAUGUUUAAUUUUUUAGAUUACCUAAGGUCAUUCAGACUGCCCAAGAGUCAAAUUUCAUUUAACAUCCAAAGUCACAGUGAGCACUUUAGCCAUUCCCUCAGACUGCAUAGAAUGACUGCAUAAAAGUCAUCUAUGUGACAUAAAUAUUUUAAAGGCUUAUAUCUAAAAUGAUGUGACUAAAGCUGUUUUUCUUGUUGACUAUCUGUGGUUUCUUGUUGAUUGCAAGAGAUUGUGAGAUUCCACUGUUCUGACGUUUUUAUUCUGAGGUUCUUCUUUCGCCAGAUGAAACAAAGAUAUUUUUUCAGAACAUUUUAUUUCUAAAGAAAAAGAACAACAACGUUUGAUAUAGCUUUAAUGUCUAGGAUAAAUAUAUAAUCAACUAAAUCUUUAAAUGCUGAAAGAAAAUCAUUAAAUGCUGAAAGUCAUUCCUUUCAUCCAUGUAUAGUUAGUUUCUGUUUUCACUUUUGUUAUGGUAGCUACAAACAGUUACCUAAGAGCUAGAAAAUGCAACUUGUCAGGUUACUGAUCUGAGAGCAGAAAAUAUUUAUCUGUCAAAUAAAUGUUUUACAAAGAGCUGACA
Molecule: messenger RNA, 8283 nt
Organism: Hemibagrus wyckioides
Lineage: Eukaryota; Metazoa; Chordata; Actinopteri; Siluriformes; Bagridae
Exons: 11
Coding region: 496-4899 (1467 amino acids)
Biological process (GO): innate immune response; inflammatory response; regulation of apoptotic process
Molecular function (GO): GTP binding
Source: RefSeq, a predicted model, not a curated record